This is a messenger RNA of Dibothriocephalus latus, 468 nucleotides long. NCBI's taxonomy places the organism in Eukaryota, Metazoa, Platyhelminthes, Cestoda, Diphyllobothriidea, Diphyllobothriidae. The record is from the annotation of a GenBank genome assembly.
AUGAUACCGACGCCCUGCACCGACUUGUUGACCCAGCCCCAGUUCAGCGAUGUGUACCCCCCGUCUGAGGAUUCUUUCUUGUUUUUGGAUGCUCUCGAAAAAGAUAUCACGUUCUUGACUGACCAUCUAAAACCCGCGGUGGUCAUGGAGAUUGGGUCAGGCUCUGGUGUUAUAUCGACUUUCCUUUCAAAGUUACUCAGAACUCCCACCAUGUUUAUCGGCGUGGAUAUAUCUGAAAAAUCACGCACGGGCGAUAUGAAGCCAGGGAAAUUAUCUCCUAGAGGCGUUCUCUACCUUCUUCUCCUUCGCGAAAAUCAGCCCUCGGAGGUUCAUGAACUUGUUCGCGAAAGCUCAACUGGCCGUCUGUUCAAGGUGGUUUGUCUAAUGAACCGAACUUGCCAUAACGAAAAUCUCGCAGUGUACCGAUACUACGACCCUACUGUGCACAUUCAGAUGCCGGAAAUAUAA